GCUCCCUCCUGGACUUCGGACCCUCCUCCCCGACAGCGUGAGAGUCGGCACGCGAGAGCGAACCCGGGGAUCGGGCGGGAUGGACCUGUGGCAGCGGCUGUGCCAGGGGGGGUCGGCGCCCUGGGGCCUGCCCCCUCCUCCCCAUGCCCUGCAGGGAAGCCCCCUGCCCCUGGACCCCCAGCCGGCCCAGGUCCCGGCCCGGGACGGGGUCGGCGGCGACGGGCCGGCGGGAGAGGCCCGGCUCCGGGACCGCUUGGCCUGGCUGAGGGGGCAGCUGCGGAGCCUGCGGGAGGUGGACGGGCAACUGUUCCGGCAGCUGUGUGUCGUGGGGCUGAAGCUGGGCGAGCUGGCAGAGGACCUCGCCGAGGAGCAGCUCGAGGGAGACGAACGGGAGGGACGCCCGCAACAGUCGGUCCUCCACAGACACCCCACCUUCGAGAUGACCAUCUGACCGUCCUACUCCGGGCCACGACUCUCUUCCUGAGACCUCAGCGCCCUUGGCCAUAAUAUUAAUAUGCAAAUUAAUUCAGUAGUAUUUAUUGAGCGCUUAGCGUGUGCCGAGCACUGUACUAAGUGCUUGGGAGAGUACGGAUCAACAAUAAACAGGCACAUUUCCAGCCCGCAAUGAUGCGAAUGCUUAAGCGAA
Molecule: messenger RNA, 646 nt
Organism: Ornithorhynchus anatinus (platypus)
Lineage: Eukaryota; Metazoa; Chordata; Mammalia; Monotremata; Ornithorhynchidae
Gene: ERICH4
Product: glutamate rich 4
Exons: 2
Coding region: 80-451 (123 amino acids)
Source: RefSeq, a predicted model, not a curated record